UGACUAAAUUAUAAAAUUUAAACAACAAAUUAUACCUGUCCAGUUGCUAAUGUAUUGAAAAUCGCAAUAAAAAACCAUGGAUAAGCCUUUAGACUCACCGUUAAAAGACCAUAAUAUGAAUCGCGACAGUAAUGAUAACAUUCCAGAACUGCUUUUCAGCGUAGAUAUAAAGGUUGAAAAAGAAGCAGAAACAAAAGACGACGAAGACUGGUGUGUAGAUAAUUUUGCAGCCGGCAAUCUUCUGGAGCCGUUGUUCUUUACACAAGCGACGGAACCCAAGGGCGUGCAAUGUUCGCUGUGUUUCAGAUAUUUCUUGGACCGAUUCAAUAUCUACAAACACAAUUUAACCCACCUUCAAGUCACUAUCAUCAAUCCAGCGUGCUUCCAAUGCGAUAUCUGCAACUCCUUCUUCGCAAACAUUAAGUCUAUUGAGCGUCAUAUGCCGUCACAUAACAAAAGUAUAACCAACUCUUUACCAUAUAAACCUAAAGCUUGGAAAUAUAAUACAGAUGUUAAGUUGAUCAACGCCUAUGAAGAAUUUACAAUCAAGAACAGUAUUAUCAAAACAGAAAGAAAAUUAAGUGAUGGUGUAACUAACUCUCUGUCAUAUAGACCAAAAUCUGGUACUAGAUUAACAAAGAGAACGCACCAAUGUAAUAUUUGCCAAAAGGCAUACUCAUAUGGUGCCUGGCAUGGACACAUGAAUGAAGUACAUGGUAUGGGGAAUACACAUGUGACUUAUGUGAUAUGGUCUUCAAGUGCCAAAGAUAUUUGAACCGACACUUACGGAAUAAACAUUUUGGGAAGCAACCGCGGAGAUGUUUAGUAAAAAUGGAUGUGAAGUGUGACCAGUGCGAUGCUGUUUUGCAGAAUUUAAGCGCUUUAACUACGCACAGAAGGAACGUUCAUAGUGAAAAUAGACACGUGUGUGAUAUUUGUAAUUCUACUUUGAAAUGCAAGUCUUACUUGCUGGCGCAUAUGCGGAGAGUGCACGGUGAUGGGAAGAAGCAUGAAUGUGAGUGUGGGAAGGCUUUUAAAACUCAUAGGUAUUUAACAGUGCAUAAGCGGAACGCACACUCGAACAGGAAAAAAUACAAAUUAAAAUCAAAAGUAAAAACUGAAGAAUUAUGAAAAAACAUCUUAAAAUUUCAGUGCCAAAUGAAAUCAAGGACUAAGGAUUUAUUUAAUUUAAGCUGUGGCAACAGUUUAGCUGUGCGGGGCAGGAAGUUUCUGG
Molecule: messenger RNA, 1234 nt
Organism: Leguminivora glycinivorella
Lineage: Eukaryota; Metazoa; Arthropoda; Insecta; Lepidoptera; Tortricidae
Product: zinc finger protein 770-like
Exons: 3
Coding region: 77-775 (232 amino acids)
Source: RefSeq, a predicted model, not a curated record